ACGCAGGAUACAGAGGGUCAAGUCUGCAAUGAGUGGGGAGAGGAUGUUUUUCAGAUUCUCAGGAAACUGUGCAACAUAAAAUGCAUCCGACUGACACCCACAGCGCUUAACCCCUCUCACUGCUGAACCACAGUGCACCUGCCAGUGAGUGAAUCCGACACCCUGAGGUUAAGACACUGACAGACACACAAGAGAUCUGAGACCUCCUAGAGCAAAACUCUGACCAAAUAAAUGCCUCCACCAGCUCAUCUAUGGACCACUCAGGGACCGAGGCUGACAUGGUCCAUCAGAAAGUGCAAGCGAUCCUACGAGGACUGGAUGGGCAUCAAUCUGACCAUGGACCUAUUUAUGUGCCCAGGAAUGCUGAGAUGGACAUUGCACAAGAGCCUUGACAGGAACCCCAACAGCUGCAGCAUUAUGGUGUCCGUCUUGAUCAAGGAGCUGGAAAAGGCCGAGCGUGGAGACAACAAGCAUUACAUCAUACCCUUGCUGCACACCCUAAUGUACACAAUUACCAAGGCAGCGUAUAUCUCAGAUGAACUAUAUGAGAGAGUUUAUGUUUUCUGCAAGAAGAUCCUAACUCUGCCCAAGCCCUAUUGUACGAUCGGUUUAGACUACGCCCAUAGGAUGAAAACAGAGAGGAGGAUUCCAGGCUUUUCCUACCAAAAAAUGGUGAUAUCUGAACAAAACCUCAGAAGAGAUGUGUCUCAGCUGCAGGACAAGGUUCUUCUAUUCUUGGACCCGCAUCUAAUUUCAGAAUCCGUAUGUAAUACCUUGCUGCGGGAGACUCAGGCCAGCCAGAUAACUCAGACACCUACAUCUUGCAUGAAAUGCGUGAUCACCCACAGCAUCCAGGCCACUAUGGGAAAAGAUGUUGACAUAGGUCUGCUGCAACAGGUACUGCAGGGUCAAACCACAGAAGAGGUGGAACUUUGGUUUCAGGAAGUGCUGUCUGCGGUGGAGCAAAGUGAGCAGGAGAGCGCAGGAGGGAGCAAGAGACAUUGUGAGAGGCUGAGGGAGGUUUAUAGGAAGAUAAUCUGCUCAUCCAAGGAAGAAGUGCCGAUGCGUAAACUGCAGAGGAUCCCACUUCCUGAGCCAGAGAUCAGUGUGCACCUAUGGACAGAUGAAGACCAGCUGUGGAAGGAGCUGAUACUAUUCACAAGAGAAACGCAGAUAGCUGAUGCCGAUGUGGACACAUUCAGGAUUCCAGAGCUGCCAUCAGACACAGAAACCAGUGAACAGAAUCGGGUAUCAGUGUGGUCCAAUGACAGCGGGAUAGAGAGAGAUCUGCCAAGUCAAGAGGAAAAGGAACAAACCAAGCUACAAAGGAAGCCUUGCAUCAAGAAGAGAGGUCUUGACAUGGACUCCACAGUUCUUCUCCAGAACCUCACCAAAGCUCCUAGGGGGAGUAGAACUGGAACCCUUCAAAGACUCUCAGGCCUGAGCACUGAGGUCCCACCCGGACCUGAUAAACUGCCUACUGCCCGGGUUGUGAUAUUUGGGGAUGACAGAGCUUUGGGGAGGCUAGCUAAGGCAUUCUAUGCUUUUAGGAAAAGGGAAGCACGGAGACCUCACAGAACCCUGAAAGCAAAUCUGCAGUUCUACUGUAUUCCCAUCCAAGAGGAGGUAUCAGAUACAAGUUCAGAGGAGGAAGUUCCCACUAUGAAUGAAACAUGUGAGCUUAGCGGGUAUCUCGGCCGAGUGGAUCCAUGGUACAACAGCAACAUCAACACAUUGGGUGACCUGAUUCCCAAACUCUCCAUAAUGCAGCCGUGCUCCGCCAAAGAAAUGACCUCCGACCCCUUCAUCUUAGACGUCACCUCUUACUACCUGCGCUUCGGGCUUCAGCCUGUAUACUUUCAGAUUUAUAGCGUAAAGAUCCACUUCAGGGACAUCAGCUUGGAACCAGCUGAAGAUGUUUUCUUGACAGAACUAAAAGUUGAAAUCCAAGACUGCCCCUUCACCAAAUUGAGUACAAUGACCCGGAAGAAGACGGUUACUGAUGGGCGUGGCGCCGGGAUUCAAGUUCAUUAUAAAAAGGCACUGGCCAGUAACAGAGAGAAGGAGGGGUCUCUGGUGCUCAGAACAGCAGGGGCCGUUAUAAAAACAAUUCCUCAGAGAGAAUCAGAAGAUCUUGUUUGUUUAAACGUCUACUUUGAUGAAGUGACUAGAUCCACCCAUAUCUCCGGGCGUUCAGCUUCUAGCAAAAUGAAUGCACUUCGAGCUUCUAGUAUCCAGAUGAGAAGCCUGGAACUACGGACCCUGACACUGCAACUGGACAAAGACUCCCAGAGAGUUUAUACUAAUGUUUCUAGCUUAGAGGUGUCACCAUGCCAGGAGCCUGGAUACAGCCUGCAAAAGAUGCGUGCGUCACGUACUCAGCGAGAUGGGACUGAAGAAGCAGGGCUGAGCAGUUACAUGACAAAAUCUCUCUUGCUGCCAAUCAACACAUUUGCAGGAAUCGUCCAGUGACGCUUGGCUUGGAUUAACCCUGCCAGAGAGCCCAAACAGUAAUCCUAAAAAUGACUCUCAGUUUGGAGACAGAAGGGUUAAUGAGCUAGACACUAAAAACUUUUGACCUAUGGAAUAUGAAACUCCAGCCAGAAAUAGCACAUUUAUUAACUGGACUGAUGCAAUCAUGCACAGUAUCAAAUAAAUCUCAAAGAAUAUUUGAUAUUUUGUUUAAAAAAAAAAAGAGUUAUGCACAGAAUAUUUAUUGCUCUGUAAUAAAAGUUUGGUGAUUUUU
Bombina bombina (fire-bellied toad) is the source of this 2746-nucleotide messenger RNA. It is a transcript of the gene PIK3R6, whose product is annotated as phosphoinositide-3-kinase regulatory subunit 6. Lineage: Eukaryota; Metazoa; Chordata; Amphibia; Anura; Bombinatoridae. Gene Ontology annotation, biological process: G protein-coupled receptor signaling pathway; positive regulation of MAP kinase activity. Gene Ontology annotation, cellular component: phosphatidylinositol 3-kinase complex, class IB. The transcript is spliced from 20 exons. Gene Ontology annotation, molecular function: 1-phosphatidylinositol-3-kinase regulator activity. Bases 232 to 2472 code for a protein of 746 amino acids. The record is from RefSeq and is a predicted model, not a curated record.